Anoplopoma fimbria (sablefish) is the source of this 2746-nucleotide messenger RNA. It is a transcript of the gene nsfl1c, whose product is annotated as NSFL1 (p97) cofactor (p47). Gene Ontology annotation, biological process: membrane fusion; Golgi organization; autophagosome assembly. NCBI's taxonomy places the organism in Eukaryota, Metazoa, Chordata, Actinopteri, Perciformes, Anoplopomatidae. Gene Ontology annotation, cellular component: cytosol; nucleus. The transcript has 10 exons. Gene Ontology annotation, molecular function: ubiquitin binding. The record is from RefSeq and is a predicted model, not a curated record. The coding region runs from base 144 to 1268 and encodes 374 amino acids.
UCCAAGGACUUGUUUUGUCUUUGUAAGAAUCAGAAAAAGGAGGAGGAGGCCACCAGGAGCUACAUAGCCAGAUAGGAACCUUCGUGCGUCGCUCUUGUUUCCCCACGGUGAAGGCGGACAAGUAGCUGGAGGAGCAAAUCAAAAUGGCGAGCCAAGAGGAGUCUGUGAGGGAGUUCGUCGCCGUUACCGACGUGGACGAGGAGAGGGCCCGGUUCUUCCUGGAGUCAGCCGGCUGGAACUUACAGCUCGCACUCGCCAGUUUCUUUGAGGAUGGAGCUGAUGACGACAUAGUAACUCUUCCUCAACCGGAGAUAGGCUCCUCGGUGUCCCGGUCGGCUGGGCCAAGCGCUCAGCCCAGAGUGACAUCCUUCAGAGAUCUGAUGAAUGAGGCAGAGGAUGAGAGUGAUGAGGAGGAAGGCCAAAGGUUUUUCGCUGGGGGAUCAGAGCGCAGUGGGCAGCAGAUCGUUGGGCCUCCCAAAAAGAAGAGCUCCAAUGAGGUGGUGGAGGAUUUGUUCAAGGGGGCGAGGGAACACGGGGCCGUGCCGCUGGACCGGCCUGGGAGAGGCCCAGGGGAGUCCAGCAAAGCCAAGGCCUUCAUCGGUGGAGGCUACAGGCUAGGAGCAGCUCCAGAGGAGGAGUCGGCCUAUGUGGCUGGAGAGAGGCACGGCUCCAAAAGCCAGCAGGAUGUCCACGUGGUGCUGAAGCUGUGGAAGACAGGUUUCAGUCUGGAUAACGGUGAGCUCAGAAACUACAGCGAUCCUGGAAAUUCUAACUUCCUCGAGGCAAUCAGAAGGGGGGAGAUUCCCCUGGAGCUGAGGCAGCGGUCUCGAGGGGGCCAGGUCAACCUAGACAUGGAGGACCACAGGGACGAGGACUUCUCCAAACCCAGGAUGGCAUUCAAGGCCUUUGGUGGUGAAGGACAGAAGUUGGGAAGUGCCACCCCAGACUUGGUUGCAGCUCCGGCCAACGCUCAGCAGGAUCAGGUCACCAACGAGGCCCAAGCCAGCGCCUCCCUGAACCUAGACUCCUCCCAGCCCGUCACUAACAUUCAGAUCAGACUAGCCGACGGCGGCAGGCUGGUCCAAAGGUUCAACUACACCCACAGGGUGUCUGACGUGCGCCAGUUCCUGGUGGGGGCCCGGCCCGCCAUGGCCGCCAGAGAGUUUGUGCUCAUGACCACCUUCCCCAACAAAGAGCUGUCAGACGAGAGCCAGACGCUGGAGCAGGCCAACCUCCUCAACGCCGUCAUCGUCCAGCGGCUAAAUUGAGGGGGACGGGGAAACUAAGACCAACCCCCUCUUCCCUCGCCUCCCCCCUCUCCCCCUGAUGGUGUGGCUGAGAAACUGCAGCCCUGUGAAACCUGCUGCCCCUUCUGAGGGAGGAGAAAACACAGACUUAUGUAUGGACUUCUAAUUUCUGAUUUUCUUUUUUUCUUUCUUUUUUUUUUUUUUUUUCUAAAGUGAAACAUAACAUUCUGGGUCCCCCCCCCCCCCGCUCAACCUCUCUAGUCUGUGACAGGCGGUAGGUAAUACAGGGGGAAACAAAAAAAAAAAAUGUCCAAUCAUCUCAGAGCUAUUGGAAAGCCUACAGAUGCUGUUGAUGUGUGGUUCUGAUGGAAUUGUUUGCCUGACAGAAGUAGAUGGUAUAAACCCAAAAAAAAACGCAGCAGCAGUCCAGCUUCCCGCGGAGCAGUUUGGCCGCAGAAAUGUUCACUUAACCCGGCUCUUUUUUCCCCCCUUUAACACGCGCCCCACUUUUUCCUCUUCUAUUAACCCGAGUCUGGCCCUUAAGCUAUGUUUACUAUCAGAUGCUGGGGCCUCAGCAGAUGCAUGCAGCGGCAGACUCCCGGUCUGUUUGUCCGUCUCAACAGCACUAAACAGAGCCACAUGGGGAAUGCUAGUCUUAAUAAGGUCAAAAUACACGUUGAUAAUGUGCUUUUGUGCAAUCUUCCAUCUCUCUCCACAUAUUCUUUUUGGAGUGAGAAGUGUAAUAGUGUAACAAAUCACGGAGGGGAUUUUUCUCUAACCAACCUAUACCAGUAGCCUUACGCUCCCUCAUUCUGCUCCAGCACCACACCUGUCCCCUUUUGUUCAAAUGAAGAUGGAAUUAUUUUUUUAAACUUGCCUUUUUCUCCCUCUUUUCCUUUUUUGCCCCCCCCUCCCUUUGACAGACUGUAGGAUUGGCCCGGUUAGACGGUGGCGUUUUGAUAUUGUGUGACAUGACAAACAGUUACACGCGGCUUUAUUGUCAAACCAAUGGUUGAGCAAAAGAACAUUUAGAUUGUAAACACUGGUUUGUAGAGGUGGAAGUCAAAUUCCUGCGACGACACUGACAUCUUCUAUGCAUCCCGGGGCAACGCAGAAAUAAGUUUGGACCUCUGGUGAAAUAAAUCCAUUUUAUGGUUGAUGUAUAAAGAACUUAUGGUGUUGUGUUUUUAUUGCAGACCGUAGGGAAAAGGAUUAUUUAUGUCAUUUCAUGAUUGUUUUUCUUAACGUGAUGUUCUUGGUGUCAGUAUUUCAGUCAGAACAUUAUGGUUAUUGUUCAGUACAUGUGCAUGAACUACCCUCAUCCGAUCACUCUGGGCGGCAGCCACAAAUUUAGAAAUGUGGAUUCUCUUCAUUGGAAACCAGACUCCUUGUGCAGUUGAGAGCCAAGAAAUCUAGCUAAUGUAGGGUAAACAGUGGACAGAACCAGGAGGCUGUUUGCAGCAGAUGGAUGACAUCCCAACUCACGGAGAACAUUUCCA